GGGAGCGGCCGACCUGUGAUCCCCUGGCUCUUCGCCCAGUUCCUCAGGCCCCAUGUGACUUGCUGGGGUUCUGUCUUUUGUCAUGCGACCCCUUUGACCAUCAGGGUUCUGAGUAGGUGCUGGCUCAGCAAUCCGAAGGUCAACCCUGUUACGACGGUACAGUGAUCCAUUCACUUCGACCAAGUAGGAGCGUGGUGCCACUUUCUGUACACAGGAUCCGAGUCUUCAGAGGCCCGUCCGGUCCCCUGGUAGUGGCGUCAUCCACACCGUUUCACCCACCCUGAGCUCAGUGGUGUUUCUGCUCCCAGCCUUUAGCAACAUGUCCAUUGUCUCCUUCAACCUUGAGCACACUCUGACCUGGCUGCCUGGUUCAGGGACUCCUGCCAACACCCACUUCACAGUUCAGAUCCUCAGGAAGAACUCAUGUGAAGGAUUGUGCCAGGUUGAAGACCAACCAGCCAUAUGACCUCUUUAACAAGUUCAAGGAUUCCUUCUGUUACUGUCAGGCCCGUGUUCAGGCCUUCACCCUUAGCCAGAAGUCCAACUGAGUGAAACUUUAGUCUGCUCUUUUAAUUUGGAAAUUGAAAAAUAUUGUCCAUUCUAGUGGUCCUCAUUACAUCAAUUUGUUGAUAGAAUUUACUUGUAUAGAAUCAUUGUCUUCACUUUAACCCCUGACCUCCUUAUUGCAGCAGUGUUGGGCCCUCUAGUGGUGUCCAUGUCAGGCAGUGGGAACUGCCUGCUCCUGCAGGUCACUCCCCCUACAUCCAGGGACCUACAGCGCUCCCCCCCCCACAGCUCCUCUUCAGGGAGAUCACCUGCCAGAUGCGGCGGAGCAGUGACGGGGCCCAGUGCUUGCAGAGCUGCCUCAACCUCAGAACCUGACUCUGCUCACCCUGAACACACAGUACGUACUGACAUGGGACUGGGACCAGACGGCCACAGGCAACGCUGUUACCUUCACUGUAGAGUACAUGGCGAAGUACAAGAUGAUGAAGAAGAAGAAGAACUGGAGCCGUGUCUGUGAAAGGACCACACACACCCGCUGUGACCUCACAGAUUCUGAUCUGCACUACCUGGGAAUGUACGUGGUCCGAGUCCAAGCCAGCGCAGACGGAGUCAACUCACACUGGGUCUACAAAGACUUCUGCCCUGAUAUGGAUGCUUCGUUGGGCCCACCGUCCAGGGUGGAGCUGGCUCCUGUGGGGAACCUGCUGGAUGUGACCAUCUCUGAUCCCCUGACCAGCACCCAGGGCUCCAUGAAGGAACACGUCCUCUUCCUGUACUACCGCAUCCUGUACUGGAGUCUCUCUGAUGACCCUCAGGGUCUGAAGCCUAAAGUGGUGGACUCUAGCAACAACCUGGUGACGCUGCCUGAGCUGGAGGCCUGGACGUGGUACUGUGUCAUGAUCCAGUCUCGCUACGACUACUACAACAAGACUAGCGGCUACACAGAACCCCAGUGCAUGCAGACAGAGGGUGACACCCCGUACGGGCAGAUCUUCCUGUACUUCCUGGUCUCCAUGGUGGUGUGUUUCCUGCUUGUGUUGCUUCCCUCCUACACCUUCUUCAGGUUCUACAGAGUCCUCAAAAACACCUUUUACCCCUCUAUCCAGCUGCCUGCACACAUCCAGGAGUACCUCUGUGACUCCUCCCCCGGCUCCGACAUGCCCCGCCUCCUCACUGCUGAUUCAGAGGCGGAGCUGUGCUGUGAUAAGCUGACCAUCUGUCCUGAGGUGGUGCUACUGGAGAUACACCUCCCUCCUCCCCUCACAGCGCCCCCCUCAGAGCUGGAGCAGGACAGCGGCAGGCACAUCCGCCAGGACAGCGGAGACUCCGGGAUCUACUCCACAGAGGGAGGCUCCGCCCAGCAGGGUCGUAGUGGUGGGGAGCCAAUCAGGAGAGACCAGGAAGUGGACUCCUGGCAGACACUGGAGCAGGUCAAGAUGGAUGAGAUGUGGAGAGAGUCGGCCGACGAAAGAGAUCUGGACGAGGGGGUUGUGGAUGUGUGUGUCUGAGGAAAAAUGGAGAGAGGAGAGCUGGGUAGAAAGACCAUCAAUGAUGGUUGGCGAUUGGUAAUGAGGAAAUUAGUGGUCGCACAGAAUGUUCUCAAGUCUCCGUCUUGCUGCCUCCUCAAAGGACACUGUGAAGAUGAUGACGUCUGAGCCAAAGACGCAUCGUCACCUGUCCUGCCUGCAUUAAAGGAAAAAUCUACUCCAAAACUAUCUUAUGAUAUUGUUUCAUUAGUCCACUGUUGAUACAGACCCAAAAUGUUUUGCAUGUCAACAGAUAAGUUUUCAAGAUAUUGGACUUUCAAGAAGCAAAGUGUCACCAGAUUUUAAAAUGCAUCAUUGUGUGGCAAGUGACACUUUGCUUCUUGAAAGUCCAAUAUCUUAAACUUGUCUGUUGACAUGCAAAACAUUUUGGGACUGUAUCAUCAGUGUACUAAUGAAUCCCAUGUUGCUGUGUGUUUAAGGGUGUAGAAACAAGCUUAAAAGUGUCAGAUUUGGUAUGGGGGCCCAUUGACUUCAAGAUGUCUAAAAGACCCCAGUCUGUCUUUUCUAUGGCCAGGGUAAUGACUGACAUGUUUUAGUGUAGUUUGGAACACGUCUAUCUCAUCUCAGACUCGGCUGGUCCCAGCCAAAGGCGUACUUUCUGUUUCCAGUGAAUUCUGAGACAGUUGGUCCAUUAGCAUCCUGUGAAGUGUGUGAAUCCAAGGUGAAACAGGGUAGCUAGUUGUGUUUAAACAACAGGGUGUCAGUUUUAACAAUUUCAAUCACACAAAUCAACCUAUUUUCCAGUCAAGACAUCUUCUUUAAAAGGAAUGGUUCUGGUUAAUUUAUCUUCAAAACGAAUCCUGUCGGGUGUGUGUGUGUGUGUGCGCCUUGGAUAGAUAAGACAGUACAUUGGCAGCAGAGCUUUUGGUGUGUGGGCGUGUGUUGUCAGUGAAGUACUGCAUGUCUGAGAGUCCCGUGUGUGUGCGCUCUUAGGAUAGAUGAUAGACAGUACAUUGGCAGUAGCGUAUUUGGUGUGUGUGUGUGUGUGUUGUCAGUGUAAGUACUGUAUGUCUGAUAGUCCAUUGUGUACAUAGUUAAUCCACGUAGUCCGGGUAGCCAUUUGAAGAGCUUGUUUAGCAGUCUUAAGGCUUGGUUAUAGAAGCUGUUCAGGGUUGUGUUGGUUCCAGACGUGGUGCACUGUGGUUGCUCGAGUCUUUCACUAUUUUUGGGACCUUCCUCUUGACACCGCCUGGUAUAGUGGUCCUGGAUAGCAGGGAGCUCUGCCCGGGUGAUGUAUUGGGCUGUAAUCCGUGGUGGUUUGCUAACCCUGCCACAUCUGACUGCCUGUUUUUUUUUUUUUUUUUAAUUAUGUUACUUUUAGAAACAUUUAAUUAGUUUGUCCUUUUAUGAUUCUUAUAGAAUCUGACAUCAGGAAGUGUCAUGUUUUCUCUCUGAUACCUUAUUAUUUGACUUCAUCUUUGUUUUGAAAGGUGCUUUGGUCCGACUGUUACUGGUUGGAUCCCUGAAGGUCUAUGUUUAUUGAUGUCUCUUCCUCUUUCUGAUGGUUUGUUCUCUGAGGUGGAACAACUUCCACCUAGGGCAGGUCUGCCCAACCCUCUUCCUGGAGAUCUACUGUCCUAUAGGUUUUCAGUCCAACCCUAAUUUAACAUAUCUGAUUCAGCUAGUUAAGGUCUUGUUGAGCAGCGAAUUAGUAGAAUCAGGUGUGUUUAAAUUAGCGUUGGACUGAAAUUCCAACAGGACGGUAGAUCUCUAGGAAGAGGGUUGGGCAGCCCUGGACUAGAGGUUUUUCACAACAUUUUGUCAAAGUUAAACAAGGAAAUAAGCAGCAUAAUUUGGAUAAAAUGUGACAUGAAACAAAAUGCAUCAACCAAUAACCAUACCUUGCAUCUGUCAAAGCCUCAUAACCACAGCCAAUGCAAAUGUUUAUCGUCUAUGCUUUAUACCUAGCUGACGUCUGACGCAGCUUUAUAAUUACCUGCUGUGAGUUAAGUAGUCCUGGUGAAUAGUGUUCCCAAAAAAUUGUCGCAUUUAUAUCGUUGUGCAUGCUGUACAAUACUGAACAUGCUGUAAACUAUUGCUUCCAAAUGGAGUUGAAUUGAUAUUAAAGAAAGUAUCUCAUCUCAUA
Messenger RNA from Salmo salar (Atlantic salmon), 4140 nucleotides. RefSeq names its product interferon alpha/beta receptor 1a. Gene Ontology annotation, molecular function: interferon receptor activity; protein binding. Gene Ontology annotation, biological process: cytokine-mediated signaling pathway. Gene Ontology annotation, cellular component: plasma membrane. The record is from RefSeq and is a predicted model, not a curated record. NCBI's taxonomy places the organism in Eukaryota, Metazoa, Chordata, Actinopteri, Salmoniformes, Salmonidae.